AUGGGAGGAGUCCUGAUUGCCGACGAACUGAACCUGGUCUCUCCUGAAGUCCUGAUGGCCUUGCAAGAAGUCUUUGAUAUGGAGGAAGAGAUCCAGAACCCAGUAAACAAGGCCAAAGCAAGGCUGGAUCCGAUGUUUCACUUCUUCGCCACUCAGAACUCGGCGGCUUUGCUGGGACGAAAUGUUUUGCCAACGCACAUCACCAUGCGGUCAAUGAUCAUUGAUGUGCCGGAGUAUGAAAAUCAGCAAGUGGAGUCAAUCCUAAAGCGACUGGCAGCGAAAGAACACACCGCUUACCUGAAAAAACACGGGUUUGCCAUCCCCAUGCGGACCGUGACUCAACGCUUCCGCGAGAAAGUCGCCAGCCUCUGUGCUGAAGUCUUCAAGGCCAGCACGAAAGCCUGGACCUUGCGCGAGAUGAGCAAGCUCUUCGUGCGGGUCUGUGCCGAUGCGGACCCUGAAAAGAAUUUCUCGAUGCACGCGUACGUGCUGUUGGGAGCAGUACAGAGGCCCAAGGAUGCAGAAAUAGAUGCGUCACAGAUGACAUCGACCGAUGCGGAUAUGCUGGUGAAUUGUUCAUCUCUUUUGACGCAAGAGCAACUGCAGAGGAUGAAAUUUGGGAUCCGAACUGAUACAAUUUCAUGGGAGUUCUAUUUUGGGGAAUUGAAGAAGACUUCGGAUGAGACGCCAGAUGCUCCAGAUGAGCCUCUAGAUGAGACUCCAGAUGAACCUGCUUGGAUCUCCGUGCUUCACGACGUUCCAAACGGAGUGAAGAAGACAGCAGAUCUGGUUUGUGAGAUGGUCAUGGGCAUGGGGAAAGAGGUGGUGAAAGGCCUUUGCGCUGCGGCGUUUGCAUUGAAGUACCAAGAGCCAGUGCUUCUGGAAGGCCCAGGAUCCUCAGGAAAAUCCACAAUCGUGGAAUUGCUCUCCUACAUGCUUCGUGGUCCUGAUUCUCUCAUCACACUUCGGUGCUCUGCAGGGACUUCCUUACAGGAUUUCUUCGGCGGGAUCGAACCCCACAAUUCAGAGACGUACCAAAAGCAUGCCCUUGCUUGGAUGAAACAGGUUGAUGCAGAUCCUCCAGCUGACACUGCUUCCAUGGCUGAGAUCAAGCGUUCGUUGAAUCGAAAUCCGACCGAGGGCAUUGAGAAGAGCGAUGCGCUGCUCAUCGAUAGUUAUUCAAAACAUGUCUUCAAGGAGCUCGAGCCCUGCGACACGAGCGGCGAAAAAGAGAAGGGGCAGCUCUUUCCCCUCGUGGAACGUGGGCUCAUGAUUCCCUUCCGUGUGGGAAAGAUCCUGCUGCUGAAGAACCUCAAUGAGGUGGAUGCGGCAGUGCUUGAGCAUCUCAAUCAGCUCUUUGCUUCUCGGAAGGUCACCACGGCCAACUCAGAAAGGCUCGCGGCCCACAGCCAAUUUCAGAUCUUGGCGACGGUGCGAACACCGCUCAGCAGCGAUUUGUCCGAGACGACAUUCAAAGCCGAUGCAUCACAGGAUCAGAGUCCCAAGGACUUCACCUUUCCAAAAGCCAUGCCAACUCUUCGCCACCUGGGAUGGGCAAGUACGGCAACUAGUGCUUUAGCAGCUUUGAAGCAGACACGCAAGGUGGAAGAUGACGCGGCAACUGCUCUGUCGAAGCAGUCUUCCACGGCUGAAAUCCAGGAGAUGAAGUUGCAAGAGUGCCUGCGUUUGAUGAAGAAGACCUCGCAGCUCUUCAAGCCCGGCGAGCCCGGCGAGCCCGGUGACCGCACACUUGUUCUGACUACAGAGCUCCAGAAGGACCGGCCAGACUUACCACGCGAGCUACGAAUCACUGAGCCAAUGGAGAAAAUCCUUACGCGCCUGCUGGUGUUUGAUUUCCUGUCUGAAUCGGCCGGUAUUUUCGCUCUCGAGCACUUUGCGGUACAUUCGAUUCCAAUAUUGAACAUCAUCGGAGAGCCUGGAACCAGCAAGACAAUGACCUGUCAGGUAGAAGCAGUACGAAAGGGUGCUCUCGUCCUCUUGGACGAAGUCAACCUCCUGCAUGAGACCUUGCUGGCCCAGAUCGCUGAAGUCGUGGGACAUUCACAAGUUCUAAAUCCAGAAGGCUGCUCCCCAGCCUUGCAGGUGCGCGACGAAGUCCUAAAGUUGCCCCACGAUGGGCCUCGGCCGAAGCGGCCCCUCUUCGUGGCAGCGAUGAACCCAGUGACGACGGGUGGAGGCCGCAGUGUGCUGCCUCCGUGGUUCCAGGAGCUGACCUGCUCAUUGCACGUGAAGGCGCCGAGCGAGGACUUGGCAGAGAUCUUGAAGAGCCUCUACAUCCCGAAACGAGAGGCGGAUGUCGAAACGAGUGAGGCCGUCGAGGCACACAUCGGCGCAAUCCUGGAGAUGGGAGGGCGCAGCGGAGAGGCAAAGUCAGGUCAGCUGAGCCUUCGGGGUUUGCAACGCCUUGCGCGCCUUCAUCACUCGCAGUUGGUCGCCCAGAGGAAAUGCAGAAAAGAGAAGCAGCAGGACGAGCCGAAGGAGGUCUUAAAGCGCUUCUCGGAAGUUCUUCGCAGUGACCGUGACUUCGAACCCGUGACCCGCGAUGGAACGGGCGGAACCGGUGAGUUCUCCGCCGUGGCGAGUUCUCCGAAAUGGUUUCAGCAAGUCUUGCCAUGGGCCACAGAAGCUGGUCCGUACAUUUUACUUAGAGGGCCAGCAUGCAGCGGAAAAUCCACAGCCAUAACAAGCUUUGCGAAGGCACAAGGGAAGGAGCUGGUGAGCAUCAAUGCCCAUGCAGAGACGGCAACCACAGAUAUACUGGGUUCCUUUAUGGUGGAUGGGAAUGCCUUCCAGGUUGGGGACAAAGUCCAGGUUUGCACCUUGCUGACGGAUGCGCGCGUGGAAUGCGUGCCCUGUGACGAUGUGAUGAAGCAGAUCGAUCCGAAGCGGCGAUUGAGCUUUCUCGAUGGGCCUUUGCUACGGGCCACGCAAUGCGAAAACGCAUGGCUGUUGAUUGAGAAUGUCAACAUGGCGAGUGACUUUCGGAUCUUCUUCACGGCGGACCCGCAAAGGCCAACAGCAAAUCGACUAUCAGACGCCUUUCUCGAUAGAUGUACUGUCAUAGAGUGCCAAAGCUUCGACAAGCUUUACAAGAAGCGAUGUCAAGCAGCCGAUGCCAAGUCAGAGAUUGAGAACACGUACUUGGAAGCCGUCAAAGGGCUCGGGGUUGUACAUGAUGUAUUUCAACGAUCUGAGCUGCUGGCACAGUCCUUGGUCGAGUUGCAUGCGGCAGCGCUUCGUGAAGAGCCCAACACACGCCUGUAUGUGGCUCAGCACGUGUGCGGUGCGCCACUGACAGCUCGCACCUUGCGAAGGGCGUUGACCUCGAUGGAAGCAUUUAGUGGUCCAGAAGCAGCGUUGGAGUUGGUCUUUGGCAAAGCGCUCUUGGACAGAGUCGCACACAAGCACGUUCACAAAGUGAGUUUGUGCGCCAAAGGCUUGGGAUUCCAUGAGGGAAGCGGGCAAGAUCUCAGAAGUUUCUUGGAGACUUCUCACGGCCAACGUUACAACAGGAUUCUUCGUUCGCUACAAGCCAUGGCUGCCAAAGCUCAGGUGCACCAGCAAAGUGUUUUGAACCCGGAGGUCUUGCGACUGAGCAUUCCAGAACGCAUCACAGUCCGCUUGAAGGCCCAGAGAGCGGACAGGGUUUGCGAAUUCUUUUGGCACCUUCCCUAUGGCCGUUUGAAUGCCGAGUGGCAGCAUGCAAAGGAUGAAGAGUUUAUCUCACAAGCAUUUGCAAAGCCGUUCUUGGAGGCUUUCAUUGGUCAGGCAACUGUGGAGGUGCUUCCCGAGGGAGUUCCGGAUUGCAAGCAAGUUUCCUUGACAGUGAACUUGGAUGAGCUUGCAGAUGAACGGCCACAUGGCAAGGAUUCGGAUGCUCGUUUUGGCUUUCAUUUCUCCAUGGACUUUGCACCUCAGCAGAGAUUGACAUGCCUGGGAUUCACGAUGACCGAAGCACAUUGCCGAGUGCUCAACAAGGGACCAGAGCGUGAGCCGGAUGAGACGGAGAAUCAGUUUGCAUCAUUGUCCGGGCGUUUGGACAGCCAUUUGUUACGUGCCGAAUGCGAGUUCACGAUGACUGUUUGCCGAGCGGCUUCGACCAUGAGGGUGGACCAAUUGGUCCUCAAGUUUCAAGCGAAAAAGUUGUGGACCCUUUCGUUCAGUGGCCAGCUGGCCAAGGUGAUUCUAGAACAGCGAGAAAUGGCUCUGAAGCUCUCUGACCUCAUGGUGAAAAGGGCCGAGAUCACAUUUGAAUACAAAAAGGAAGCAGAGAAGGAAUGGUCUGAGUUUGUGCGGAUGGUGCUGCUUGCUUCCCUGCUUGAUCAUGAGAAGGUCCCUGGCUGGAUCGACUGGAUCUCAUGCUUCUUGAAAAAGGGAGAGGUCUUUUGUGAGAAGAUGGCCCUUCGUUCCUCCUCCCUCUACCUGAAGUCGAGCAUCGAAAAUGCCAGUGGAUUCAAAGUCAACCUCGCAACGGAGGCUGAGAUGGGCACCGUUGCAACGGCUGAGAUGCAUCUUCAAUCCUUGGAGCUCAUCUUUCAUCAAGCGAAGGACGGGGUGGUCAAGCUGAGGCAGGAUUGGAAGCAAAAGGUGAGUGAUCUGAAAGUAGACACAUGGCAGAACCACUUGAAGGAGCUUCAACCAAUCAUGGAGGCGACAAGCUUGCGCGAGAUUCGUGUCUUGCUUCUUUUGGACCACGAGACCUUUGCAGAACAAGUCUCCGAACGCGCCAAGCAGGAGCUACUCCACAUUCUUCUCACUGUGGAACGGCUACGUGGUAAGGUGCAAGGCUGCGUUACAGGCUCAACUUUGCAAGCAGCGAAGCUUCCGGCACCGCUCAAAGGUUUGGAGACGCCGAGAGAGAUCUGCCGCGAGUUCUUCCAAGCAUUCAACUUCGGACAGUUUGAGGGAUCUGCAAGCUCGAUAAAGACUGAUGAGUCUUUUCAUUUUGUGUUGCAUCUCACAAAACGCAGUCCGGCUGAAUUCGAUAAAAGAGCUGUCGAAGAGCUCAAGGAGAAAACUAAGUCCAAAGAGCUUCUCGUGGGUCAGAUCUUCAUCGCAUCCGCCAUGACAUAUGAGCUCGUUUCCAGUGAACCAACACAGGAAAGAUUGGACAUAAAGCAGAUGACAUCUCUGCCACACCUAUUCUUGGGCUUACUUCUCCGAGCUGAACAGAAAGCUGAGUUGAAAGCCAGACCCAGCCGCGAACUCCGUGAGAUUCCGGAAGAGUUGUGCGAUUUCAAGCAGUCAGAGACGGCCGGAAAAUUCGGCAGCUUUCGACACAAGGUCGAGACCGAUGCUUCCACUGAUACUUCCAAGAGCUCUUCGAGUACGAAGCUGCAACUUUAUACGCGUGUCUUUCCCGCAGAUGCAGUCAAGAUUGACUGGGACCACGAAAUGAACAAGCUAGAAGCUACCAGCGAAGCCAAGCUCAAGGGCGCUCCGCCAGACACGGACAGGUUUUGGAGCCACGACGAGGAUGUGCAAGGCUUGGUGGAAAAGUUUCGAGAGCCUUUGCGACAGCUCCCACCGAUUCCUCAGCUGAAGUUUCAAGAAGUCUUCCACUCAAUGCUUUCACAUGGUCUUAAUGCAGUGAAGCCCACGAGACUUAGGUUGGAUCCAGGCACUUUUGCUACAGAAGAUCCCGAUGAGGACUUCUAUGUUGUGGCAUUGGCACUUGCACGGGCCUGCAGCGCUGAGAACUUCAGCAUUUCAGCCCUUUGCAACAGCAACCUACAUGAAGGGCCCUAUGAGCUUGUGGGCUCUCUCCUUCGAGCGGCCAAGAAGUUGGUGGGUGAUACUCAUGCCAAAAAAGCAGAAAGUCCGGACGGCGUCCGGCACUUGCUUCUUUUGACGCGCAACAGCUGCUACGAUGCCGGUAGCACACUGGCAGACUUGUGGCGAUGGCUGCGCAUGAAGCAAAUCAGUCCCUGUGCCGUAUGCAUGGGCAUGGCUCACGGGCACCAUCCGAACUUCGAGACCUUCGUUCACCUGAAAAGCCCGAUGGACUUCUUGGGCCUCACGAAGGCGAUCUUCUCGAGCGGCCGGACAGAAGUAACUCCUCCUUUGGAGUUGCUGAAAGAGCCGGAAACCGAAGCUGUGCGCGGACCGGGAGAGUACUACUACAGAGACUUGGCAAGCAGCCUCGGAUUUGCGACAUGUUCCUCUACGAAAAGCCAAGAGAUGUACGUGAAGAAGUUCAGCAAGGACUGGAAGAAGACAGCGAACAGGCCAGUGCUGCUGAGAAGAAAGACAAUCAUGGCAAGGGAGGCGGCAGAGUGCUUCACACCGCCAAACUGUGAUGAGAGUGUACUGUUGCGUAUGAGAGUCUGUGAUGAGAGAGUGCGUACCAUUGUGUACAUCUGUGACCAAGAGAAUAUGAGUGUAUCUCUUCUGCAGGGCGCUUUCAGAGCAUAG
Molecule: messenger RNA, 6435 nt
Organism: Durusdinium trenchii
Lineage: Eukaryota; Dinophyceae; Suessiales; Symbiodiniaceae
Source: the annotation of a GenBank genome assembly